CCCUCCCAAAAGACUUUCCGCACAAAAAGAAUCCUGGCAAAGGCUGGACGUCAGAACCGCCCAAUCCCUCAAUGGUUCCGGCUGAAAACUGAUACUAAAAUUCAGUACAAUGCUAAGCGGCGUCAUUGGAGGAGGACUAAGCUCAAUAUCUAG
Guyanagaster necrorhizus is the source of this 153-nucleotide messenger RNA. RefSeq lists its product as uncharacterized. The annotation marks the transcript as partial. Gene Ontology annotation, cellular component: ribosome; cytosolic large ribosomal subunit. The transcript is spliced from 2 exons. Lineage: Eukaryota; Fungi; Basidiomycota; Agaricomycetes; Agaricales; Physalacriaceae. Gene Ontology annotation, molecular function: structural constituent of ribosome. The record is from RefSeq and is a predicted model, not a curated record. Gene Ontology annotation, biological process: translation.